AUGAUCCCACUGACUCUCCCCGGUAGAGCCUGCAGUCCAGCCUGCAGUAGCCUACAAACCGUUACAAGAGAUAGAUUAGUCUCCUCGACGGCAUCAUGUCUCCGAUCACCCCGGCUCUCCUCCUCUCUCUCUAGAAACCGAAAUCCUCAUCUCCUUGCCUCAAUUCGCCUACCCUCUCGAAGAACCUUUCAUUCAACCUCCUCCCUGGGAUCCGAUUCCCCGUCGCGUAUCUCCUACCGCGUCGCCGUUUCCUCAUCCGGCAAGGGCCGACGAUUCCACCCGAUCAAGAAUGCCUACAAUUUCGACCCCUACGUUCAAGAUGCCCUGGGUUUGGUAACGGAGGAUAAAAACCCAGCCGUGAGACGGAAGAACCGGCCAGACAGCGGUGAGGAUGCCUUCUUCGUGAGCAGAGUCGGACGGAAAGACCCAGGCCCCGUCGCCUUCGCCGUGGCAGACGGCGUGGGUGGAUGGACGGAAUCCAAAGUCGACCCUGCGGACUUCUCCCACGGCCUGUGCAGUUAUAUGGCCAAAUCCGCCUUGUCCUGGGACUCGGCCCCGGAGAAGCUGCGCGCAAAGAACCUCCUCCAAAUGGGCUACGAUCAGGUAGUCGCGGACGACUCGGUUCGCGCGGGAGGAAGUACGGCCUCCGUCGGCGUGGGUACGAACGACGGCCGAGUUGAGCUGGCCAACUUGGGCGAUUCGGGCUCCGUUCUCCUCCGUCUCGCUGCCGUGCAUCAUUACUCGACGCCGCAAACCCAUGGCUUCAACACCCCCUACCAACUCAGCAUUAUCCCCCCGCGCAUGCGCAAACAGGCAUCCAUCUUCGGCGGUGCCUUCCUAGAGGACUUCCCUCGUGAUGCGGCCGUCACCAACGUCCGCAUGCAACAUGGCGAUGUCCUCAUGCUCGCAACAGAUGGCGUCUUUGAUAAUCUCAACAACCAGGACAUUCUGAAGAUCAUCACCAAUCGAAUGAUCCUCACCGGAGCAUGGAACGCAACCCCAGAAAGGAUCACGGUGUCGGAUAAUCUCGAGCAAUUGACUGGCCCAGAAGGUCUAGCUUCGAUUUUACCCUCUCCCCCACCCCCUCCACCUCAAUCAUCAGAGAACACCCCGAAACCAACCAACACCAGCUCAGGAGACCAAACAUACGCCCUGCAAUCGUUACUAGCAGCCAGCGUCGCCCGCGAAGCCAAACUCGCAAGUAUGGAUCUCCGCCGGGACGGUCCCUUCGCCAAAGAGGCCCAACGCUAUUACCCCGGUGAUUGGUAUCGGGGCGGAAAAGUAGAUGAUAUCUGCGUGUUGAUCGUCGUGGCCGUGGAGGAGGGCCAUGGGCUUUGA
Messenger RNA from Aspergillus wentii DTO 134E9, 1338 nucleotides. RefSeq names its product type 2C protein phosphatase PTC7 (gene ppmA). Lineage: Eukaryota; Fungi; Ascomycota; Eurotiomycetes; Eurotiales; Aspergillaceae. The record is from RefSeq and is a predicted model, not a curated record. The coding region runs from base 1 to 1338 and encodes 445 amino acids. The transcript has a single exon.